This is a messenger RNA of Parnassius apollo (apollo), 666 nucleotides long. The record is from the annotation of a GenBank genome assembly. NCBI's taxonomy places the organism in Eukaryota, Metazoa, Arthropoda, Insecta, Lepidoptera, Papilionidae.
UUGUUUUCUAGGUUUGAUCGCAGAGCAGUAAAUCUGACACGAAUGAGAACAAAAUGUUACGCCGUUGUCGGUGCGUCGUUAUCGAUAACACGUCGCGUCGCACGUGUUAUUUCGCCUGUCGAUACAACAGUCGGUGCUCGCCGGAGUCACGCGACUCGGCUUGCACGCCCCGCCACAGUCGUGGAUAACCUCGGCCAGAGCCCCCUACCGGUGAAGAGGCUGCACGAAGCGCUUCAGAGUGCGCAAGUGAAGCGACAGCGGCUCUCCCCUCCGUAUCCCGCUCCCCCCCGGCUCCCUUCAUCCGAUACAUCAGCUCGCUGUGCACCAGCACAUCAAAGUGCAGCAAAGCAUUGUGCAACAGAGCAUCGUGCAGCAGCACCAGUUGACUCUGGCUCACCAGUCGCUACAGAGUCUGCAGGCGCAACAGAGCCUCCAAGCAGCGCAGAGUCUGCAGGCUGCCCAGGGACUGCAGUCAGGUCAAGCGCUGCAAGCGGCUCAGAGCCCCACGGCUACGGGCAGCGCGGGCACCCAGCAGGCGUCAGGAGCGACACAAGGCGCCCUGGUACCGACACAGCAGUCGUCUCCGCAGCCCGCUUCCCCGCAACACAAGAACAUGGAGCUCGCACUUUGUCAGAGCAUGGACUCCGUAAACACCGCUACAACUGA